AUGAGGUGGUUGGUGAUGGCCAUAGCUGCAUUUGCGACAUCUGAAGCGUGUCUGUUCAACCUUUUUGGUGGUGGUGGUGGAGCUGGUGCUGCCGGAGGUGCUGGAUGUGCAUGCGCACCAGCACCUGCUCCUUGUUCAUCUGGAUGUGGCGGUGGUGGUGGCGGCAUUGGUGGAUGCGGAGGUUCCGCAGGCGGUUGUGGCGGUGGUAUUGGCGGAGGUGGUAUUGGCGGCAUUGGUGGAUGCGGAGGUUCCGCAGGCGGUUGUGGCGGUGGUAUUGGCGGAGGUGGUGGUGGAUGCGGAGGGGGAGCAGUUCUUCCCCCGCCAGCUUCUUCAUAUGCUGUGGCACCUCCUCCACCAAUGCCUUCCUACGCAGCUCCACCACCACCAGCACUCCCACCACCACCAGCACCUGUGGCACCACCUCCACCUGCUUUCCCACCACCGUCUGCACCAAUGGUACCACCUUCUCCUGCAUAUCCGCCACCAUCAGCACCAGUAGCACCAGCACCACUUCCAGCAGCUCCUCCUCCAGUGGCGGCUGUCCCAGAAGCUGCUCCUCUACCUGCGGCUCCAGUUUCUGCUCCAGUUGGAAUGGGAUCGGGAGCAUCUUAUGCUGCCGGCGGCCCAGGUCCUGGAGCUUUUUCCGGUGGUCCAGGUGGUGCUGCCGCCCCUGUUGCUGCCUCUCCGCAAAUCAUAAUCGUCCCUAUCUCUAGUGGUGCACUUACUGGUGGAAUAGGAUCGGGAGCAGGAUUCGGCGGAGGACCGGGAGCAGACGGCUUUGGUGGAGGCCCUGGAGCAGGUUUUGGAGGAGGACCAGGAGGAGGAUCCUAUGCGUCAGCCGGAUCAGGCUUCGGAGGAGGACCGGGAGCAGGUUUCGCAGGAGGACCCGGAGGAGGUUUCGGAGGAGGACCAGGAGCGGGCUUCGGUGGAGGACAGGGAGGAGGAUCCUAUGCUUCAGCCGGAGGCUUCGGUGGAGGACCUGGCUCAUUUGGACCAUCAGUGGGAGGAAGUGGAGGUUUCGCGAAAGCAGGAGAUGACUCCUCUGGGAAGAGUUACGAGAGUUACUCUAGUAGUGGAUACUUUAGUGGCGGAUGUAAGAGCUACGGUGGAGGCUACGGUUGCUACGACAAAGGCUAUGGCGGUUACGCUCGUCCUCCUCCACCUCCACCACCACCACCUCCACCACCACCGCCACCUCCACCACCACCUCCACCACCACCAAGUGGAUACGCCACUCCACCAAGGGACUAUCCACCGCUAGAUCCUCCACCACUCGACCCUCCUAGCUACAACAACUACCGCUAUUCACCACCAGCGCCGCCACCGCCACCGCCACCACCUCCGCCACCACCACCGCCACCUCCAGCACCACCAGCACCACCGCCACCACCGGAACCAUAUUCGAUUUCGAAGGGAGAAUCGUAUUCAUCAAACAGCAUUGGUGGUAAUCCGCCAUCAUCAAACUACGUUUCCCAGUCUUCUUCUUAUAAUCUGCCUCCAGAAGUUCGCAGAUCGCGUGUGAGAGUUUACUGA
Molecule: messenger RNA, 1533 nt
Organism: Cylicocyclus nassatus
Lineage: Eukaryota; Metazoa; Nematoda; Chromadorea; Rhabditida; Strongylidae
Source: the annotation of a GenBank genome assembly